Capsella rubella is the source of this 863-nucleotide messenger RNA. Its product is annotated as 60S ribosomal protein L9-1. NCBI's taxonomy places the organism in Eukaryota, Viridiplantae, Streptophyta, Magnoliopsida, Brassicales, Brassicaceae. Gene Ontology annotation, molecular function: rRNA binding; structural constituent of ribosome. Gene Ontology annotation, cellular component: cytosolic large ribosomal subunit; ribosome. The coding region runs from base 76 to 660 and encodes 194 amino acids. Gene Ontology annotation, biological process: cytoplasmic translation. The transcript is spliced from 3 exons. The record is from RefSeq and is a predicted model, not a curated record.
UCAGCCUUUGAUCAAACCAGAGCAGCGCGAGAGUCGUCGUCGUCAGAGAGAGAGCAAAACCAAAGGCCGGAGAAGAUGAAGACUAUUCUAUCUUCCGAGACGAUGGACAUCCCCGACACCGUAACCAUCAAGGUUCACGCCAAAGUGAUCGAAGUGGAAGGUCCUCGCGGCAAGCUUGUUCGCGAUUUCAAGCAUCUCAACCUCGAUUUCCAGCUGAUCAAGGACCCCGAGACUGGGAAGAAGAAGCUUAAGAUCGACUCGUGGUUCGGGUCUCGCAAAACCAGUGCUUCCAUCAGAACUGCUCUUAGCCACGUUGAUAACCUCAUCUCCGGUGUUACCAGAGGUUUCAGAUACAAGAUGAGGUUUGUGUAUGCUCAUUUUCCCAUCAACGCUUCCAUUGGUGGUGAUGGCAAGUCCAUUGAGAUCCGUAACUUCCUUGGCGAGAAGAAGGUGAGGAAGGUAGAUAUGUUGGAUGGUGUAACCAUUGUUCGAUCUGAGAAGGUGAAGGAUGAGAUUGUUCUUGAUGGUAAUGACAUCGAGCUUGUUUCAAGGUCAUGCGCUUUGAUCAAUCAGAAAUGUCACGUAAAGAAGAAGGAUAUCAGGAAGUUCCUUGACGGUAUCUAUGUCAGCGAGAAGAGCAAGAUCGUCGAAGAGGAAUAGUUUUAUUUGAUCGUCAUCAUAGCUCAAUUUUCUCUAUUUUCAAAUGUUAGUUUUGUUUGAUGGACCAAAUCAUCCGUUGUUGCAAGACUCGGCUUAUCCCUCCUUUGGUUCUCUUUUUUUGUUUGUUCGAGAUUUUAUUUACUUAUUCACAAGUUUUGGAAUCAAGCUAUCAAAUCUUAUUUACCCAAAUCGUUUCGUGUGAA